Molecule: messenger RNA, 1536 nt
Organism: Musa acuminata AAA Group (dessert banana)
Lineage: Eukaryota; Viridiplantae; Streptophyta; Magnoliopsida; Zingiberales; Musaceae
Product: NAC domain-containing protein 21/22-like
Exons: 3
Coding region: 519-1355 (278 amino acids)
Biological process (GO): regulation of DNA-templated transcription
Molecular function (GO): DNA binding
Source: RefSeq, a predicted model, not a curated record
CUCAUGUGAACUGCAUUCACGUGCAUGUCUUCUUCUCGGAUCAACUCGAUGGUGGGUCGUCAGCUUAUCUGAGCGUCCUGAAAACUCUAUUUCCUGAGAUUUAGUUGCUCGAGAUCCAAGAGGUUUGCAUGGAUGGCGAAUGUACAGGUUGUCUUGCCCACUGAGGUGGGCGCCACGUUCCUUGGACAUGGCGACUGCACACUGCCGCCAAGUCACCUUCCCCUUCGUCUACGCCUGAACCCUGACAUUGUUAACGGCAACAUUAGAAUACUGGAUCGCGUCGGUAUCCCACCGCUCAUUGGAGGAGAUAUUCUUCUCCAGUUCAGCAUGAGGACCCUUGCUGCCUCCCAGGUGACGGCGACGACACCUCUGAAACAGUAGAGACAGCUUGACGGUCUCACCAACUACACUGCUCGUGGCCUUCUCCUCGUGCUAUAUAAAUAUGUAUCCGUGUCUCGGUUCCCCAUCCUCCUCUUUGUGUGUCAUUCUGACUAUAUUCUCUGGUGCAGCAAAGAUUUAUGGAUCUAAGGGACAUCGAGUCCACCCUCCCACCAGGGUUUAGGUUCUGCCCGAGCGACGAGGAACUCGUCUGCUACUACCUCUUCAAGAAAGUAGCUAAUGAAAGUGUUUCAGGCGGCGGCACAUUGGUCGAGGUGGAUCUGCACACUCGUGAGCCAUGGGAACUUCCAGAGGUGGCUAAACUCAGCAGGGACGAGUGGUACUUCUUCAGCUUUCGGGACCGGAAAUACGCCACGGGAUUACGCAUGAAUCGAGCAACCAGGUCGGGUUACUGGAAGGCCACAGGCAAAGACCGUAGUGUAUAUGCACCCACGACGCGCACCUUCGUCAUGGGGAUGAGGAAGACCUUAGUCUUCUAUAGUGGCAGAGCUCCCAAUGGGGUGAAGUCCGACUGGGUCAUGCAUGAGUUCCGACUGGAAGCUCCACAUACACCUCCCAAGGAAGACUGGGUAUUGUGCCGAGUAUUCCGGAAGAAGAAAAAGAGUCCAGUGGUUUACAGCAUGGAGACCGAGGAGUCUUCACCUCCUCUUCCUCUGCCUGAGAGUGGCGUUGCCGAGGAGUGGCAGGAACAGAUGAUGACGACGCAGGAGAGACAGGAAGACAACGGUUCAAACACCGUCCUCAAUUGGGCAGUAUUGCGUGGCAGCCUUGUGGACUUCCCUCGGGAGUUGGGCAGCGGUAGGACGAUGGUGAUGGGAGUCGGCUCGAGAUGUGGUGGGGAUGACUACGAGAUGCUGCUGGAUAUGAGCCUGCAGGACCUCGAUGCCAUGGGAGGAGGCAUUGCAAGUGUAGGGUGUCUGAGGUUUCAAGGGAGUAGAGAUCAGCUCCUGUUCUAGAGGGGAUGUGUAAAUGUUGGAUGUCCACCGUGUUCAGUGUCUGAGAAGCUCUGCUUACAGUAUUGCUAGAAGAGUGAGUGAUUCCAGUAAAGUUCCUUGUUAACUCUCUUUGUGGGACAACCCAUUUAAUUCGAUUCCCAUUUAAGUUGGACUAUAUAAAUAUAGCUCACAUAUAAAUCUU